Molecule: messenger RNA, 1605 nt
Organism: Nannizzia gypsea CBS 118893
Lineage: Eukaryota; Fungi; Ascomycota; Eurotiomycetes; Onygenales; Arthrodermataceae
Product: streptomycin biosynthesis protein StrI
Exons: 1
Coding region: 1-1605 (534 amino acids)
Molecular function (GO): nucleotide binding
Source: RefSeq, a predicted model, not a curated record
AUGGCUAGACAGCCGGGGCCACUGCGAUUUUUGGUGAUUGGCGCCGGACAGAGAGGAACAGCGUAUGGAAAAGCUGUAACUAAUGCGACUGAAGGGAUUAUCUACGCUGUUGCAGAGCCCAACAAUGAGACGCGCCAACGCUUUGGACGAAAGUACGUCUGGGGGGAAAAGCAGCCGGCCAUAGGUCAAGAGUUUGAGGACUGGAAGAGCUGGCUCGACUGGGAGGAAGACAGACGCAGCAGACUGGAAGAUCCAUCUUCAUCGACUGAUAUCGGUGUUGACGGCGUUUUCAUCUGUACCUUGGAUAGCUCACAUCUAGAGAUUGUCCAGGCUAUCGCACACUUGAAUCUGCAUAUAAUGUGCGAGAAACCGCUGGCUCUAUCUCUCACAGACAUUCUUCUAGCGUCCAGUGCUAUUACUGAUGCGUCUCCAACAUCACCUUUGCCGUCUAAGAUAUUUUCGAUUGGCCAUGUGCUUCGAUACAGCCCGCACAACCAGCUACUUCGCAAACUCCUCCUCACAGACAGGGUGAUAGGAGACAUUAUAUCUCUUGAGCAUACUGAGCCUGUGGGAUGGUCUCAUUUUGCGCAUAGUUACGUCCGCGGGAACUGGAGGAGAGAAACAUCAAUCGGAGAUGGCAGCUUAUUGACGAAAUGCUGCCAUGAUAUCGACUUCAUACUGUGGCUGCUCUGCUCGCCUCCCCCAGGGGCAGCAGUGGAUUAUCCCGAGCAUCUACCACGAACAAUCACCUCUACCGGGAUGCUUUCCCAGUUCACAAAGGCGAACAAGCCCGUUGCUGCUGGAGAUAGCACGAACUGUCUUUCCUGCCCCAUUGAACGAGACUGCAUAUACAGUUCUGUCAAGAUAUACAAUGACCUAUGUCUAGCGAAGGGCAGCACAGGCUUUCCAGCGCACAACGUCUACCCAGAAAUUGAAGACAUAUUAUCCAAACAUGGCAUGGAAACGGCGAAGAAAAACCUUCUCGACAUCCUAGCGCAAGACUACGAUAUCAAGAAAACGCAUGAUGAGGAUAUUGCUUCACGCCCAUGGUACGGCCGAUGCGUGUACGAGUCUGAUAACAGCGUAUGCGACGACCAAUUCGUCACCAUAUCCUGGGGAAGCGACCCGAUACCACACGGCCGUGAUAUUGGAUCAGACUCAAACACGCAAUCACCACUUGGCGGCAGGGGUCCCAAGCUCGCUACGCUGCACAUGGUGGCUCCCACCGAAUCCCAGUGUGUUCGUCGCGGCCGUAUAUCUGGCACCCUGGGUGAAAUAACCUAUGAUGGUGAGACGAUCAGCAUAUUCACUUUCGGAACCGGAGUGACGAAGAAACACUUCGUGGCUCCACCGCCUCCAGAGGAAGCCGAGUCCCACGGGGGUGGGGAUUAUGGACUUACAAGGGCCUUUGUCAUGGCGGUCGAUUCCGUAGAAAACAAGAGGUGGGAUGUCAAGAAGGCUCAGGUUGAGAUUCUGGGAUGUACCUUGGAGGAGGCCAUCCGAAGUCAUGCUGUUGUCUUCGCGGCCGAAGAAGCACGAAGAGGAGAGCGGGUUAUAAAUUGGAAGGACUGGUGGGCGAACAAGACAUCGCAAAUGCUGAAUUAG